Molecule: messenger RNA, 819 nt
Organism: Caenorhabditis remanei
Lineage: Eukaryota; Metazoa; Nematoda; Chromadorea; Rhabditida; Rhabditidae
Exons: 8
Coding region: 1-819 (272 amino acids)
Source: RefSeq, a predicted model, not a curated record
AUGAGCUAUCACAUUUUUGCCAUAUUUAUUGGCCAAAUUUUAUUUUUCAGGCUAACACUAGCCGAACGAGAAUGUGGGCUCCCUAAAAACCUGGAAACGCUCCCUGACUUUGCGCGGGAGGAGAUUCGAGAAAUAUGGCGGAACCAUGUGCCAGGUACACCAUGUCUUAAAGAAAUUGAGAUUGAGAAUGAUAUUCUGGAUGUCAUAAAAAGUUUUGAGUCUGAUUCCUCUCCAAACAGCGACCGAGCUAGGGAGUUAUCUACAACUACAGAGUCAGCGGUUGAUCCGGAUUACGAUCAUAUUGGAACUAAUGGAGGUACCCCAAUACCUCUUCUCUCUGCUUCCACCUUUUCAACACCUACAAAAAAGUAUAGAAGCUCAGAUGACGCUGAUAGUGAUGACUAUCUGGAUCAGACCACAUUUGACGACGUAGCCAUGAUGCAGUUUGAUAGUGUCAGAGCCCCAUUUUUACGAUCAGCGAGUCCAUAUGUGAAAAGUGAAUUCCAAAAGGUUUGGGAAGACCAGGAUAUUCCUAGUGAGAGUUUGAGGUCUUUGAAGAUCCAAACACUAGCGGUGUCACUAUUAACGUCAAAACAACUCUCAGAUUAUAAUCGUUGGGCAACAAAACGAAGGAGAGUCUUGAAGGCAAGAGAGCAAGAAAUGCGGCAACUAAGUUUCGAUGCAAAACAAGCUCUCCGAAAGUUGAGUGUACAACGAGAUGAUAUCAGUCAUAUAGUUGUACCCGCUGAUGUGAAAAAUGAGUUGACGACGUUUGUGCAAAGAUUGAAUCGAAGACGUAAUUUGAAGUUGGUACACUAA